UCAAAGUUGAAGCUGCAUACCUAGAUUAGUUAGCCAGCUGUAAGUGUCUGUAAAGUAAUUUAAUCGUAAAUGGUUAAACGGUAUCUCUUAAAUCAUAGCCACUAUGAAAGUACUCUAAUUUCAGUGCCCGCGGAUGCUACGAUAACCUAGAAAAAAUGGACGCCUUGGAGUGUGUUGUUGAUGAAGUUGCACUUGAGGGUUUGGAUGGGAUAAGUGUAAACGCACUAUGGACGAGGCUGGAGAACAGAAUCCCCCAAUUUAGCCUCACCUUAGAUCCACCCACCAAGGAAUACCUGUGGAGGUGCCUGGUCUGCAACCCAGAGAUCAGUUUCUAUGAACUUCCUCAAGCCAGGAAACCGAUCGUGUUGACGGACCGGUUCGCAGAGAUUGAUCCGGAGACUGGCAUUCAAGAAAUUCGGCGGCUUACUCUUGACGCAGAUGACGCAGUCUAUCCUGUUCAUGUUAUCCAAGACAACAAAGAUGGAAUUCAGGGCUCUUGCCUGUAUUUCAAGGAGCGUAAAGACAUCACAAGUAAAAUACGGCAGGACAACUUCACCCCCAUCCUCACGCUGGAGCAAAUGGUUUCAAAGUGGGGCGAGAAGCUGGUUGCCGUGGCGUCACAGGCUGUCCGGUACCGUACUCUGAUUGGUCCUGAGGGGGACCCCGAGCUGAAGCUCACGGACACGUCCUACUGCAUCCUGGAGCGGCUUGGCAGAGCACGGUGGCAGGGGGAGCUGCAGAGAGACCUGCACUCCAACACAUUCAAGGUGGACGCGAGGAAGAUGCACUACCUGCGUCGGUCACUGGACAGGAACAAGAUGAUCACCAUGCAGACGCACGUCAUCCGUAUGGCCAACGGGGGGCAGCAGUGCUCUAUCCUGCUGCUGCUCAACCGCUUCCACGUGGACAGGAGGGGCAAGUAUGACAUCCUCAUGGAGUGCACAUCUAACAUCCUCUCCUCCUCGCCCAACAAUAUUGGCAUCAUGCUCAAACUCCGACAUCAACUGCAUGUGUCUGAGCGCACCUUCAAGCGUGUCUACCACUACAUGGCGGCGGCCAAGCUGGUGGAAGUCAUCAAUCUGCCUCUGCACCAGAUCACCCCCGGUGCCGGGGCCAUCAAGUCUAAGAAGGGAACUGACAUAAUGGUGCGUUGCCUCAAGCUCCUCAAGCCUUAUGGCAAGAAGAAAGAGGAUGAUGAUGAUGAAGACAACGACGACGACGAUAAUGACGGACGGAAUGUGAUCGCUGAGGGGCGGGAUGUGGAGAAGGAUGUGGCCUCUUAUGCUUACGAGAUUGUGGUAAAUGCCGGGACCAAAGGCAUCUCUCAGAGUGAGCUCAGGAAGCGUCUGAACAUCGGCAAGCUGGAGGGUCGCAUGAUCUGCAGACUGCUGGACAGGAACGACAUGAUCAAAGGUUUCAUGGAGGACGAGGGCCGCCAGCGCACCACCAAGUACAUCAGCAAGCAGUUUGUGGAGCAGAGCGAGCUCAAGAAGCGGUACACCAAGGAGAAGGAGCGCAGCCUGCAGCUCUACAGCGGCACCACCGCCACCGCCGGGGAACACGCUCACACACCCGCCACGCCCACACAGGCCACGCCCACACCCGCCACGCCCAAACCCCCCGCGGCCAAACGCAAGAAGGUGUCACCGGCGGCAGCGUCGACGUCGCGACCGAAUGAGGAGGCGGAAGCGACGCAGGAGGAGGAGGAUGUGGGCUCGGGGCAAAGGGGAAAGGAGCUUGCACCAGAUGCAGAGCGGGAAGGAGAACCGCACAGGGUUCCAGAACUAGAACCGCAGCCUCAGGAGGAGGAGGAAGAGGAGGAGGAGGAGGAGGAGGAGAUGGGGGCGGUGAAGGAUGUGGAGCCGGCAGGCGGGAAGAAGGGGCAAAAGACAGCGAAGGGGUCAGGCAAGGGCAAGGGCAAGAGCAAGGGCAAGAAGGCGGCACUGGACCAGACUGUGGACACAGAGGGUGCCGAGGGGACCCCAGGCCGCCUGAGACAGACCAAACUCAGCUUCGCUCAUGCCAGGCCCUCUACCCCACAGAAGGAUAAGACUCCGCCCCCCUCUAUCAAUCUGGUUGGUGACGAAACCCUGGCGUAUUUGGAGCAAGAGGUAGCGGCUGAGGAGUUUGACCAAUCAGACCUCACUAUGGACACUUCUGCUGCCACGGUUCCCACCCCCGUUCACAGCUUCAGCCAAUCACCAUCUCCUGGCGAGAGCGUCACACUUGUGGAGGAGGUGCUUGAGCCUAAAAUGAAACUGCCAGACAAGGGCAGUCGUCGAAUACAGAAUAAGAAAGUGACCUACCGGCUCCUCAAACGCAAGAACAUCAUCAUCGAGACAGUCCGCAACCUCAAGAUCAUCGAGAAUAUCUUCACUCUGCAGAAAAUGCUAAUUGAAUCAGAGAGGGCGGACGGCGUGAGCACCAGGGUGUGUAAGAAGAGCAUCGUGAGGCUCGUCAGGAGUCUGUCUCGCGAGGGGCAGCUCCGCCUCUACAGGACCACCAUUAUACAGGACGGCAUCAGCAAACGGGUGGAGUUUGUGGUCCAUCCCUCCAUCACCCCUGAUGACCCGCUGAUCAAGAGUGCUAUAGAACAGGUCCGCUUCCGCAUCUCUGGGUCCUACUCCUCCCUCAGGCUGCGGACCCACGACGAGAAGAAGCAGGAGAAGAAGGAACCGACCAAGCCGCCACCAAAACCCCACAAGCUGGACCAGAAGAUGGGCAUCAUGCCCCUCACCGACUUCCGGCCCGCCGUAGUCCCUGGCUACGGUCGAGCUCUUGGCUUUCAGCCCAAGAUGCCGCGCUUGAGGAUGGUCCACACCUUUAUCUGGUACGUGGUGUACGGACACCCGCUCAGCCCGUUCCGCAGUCCCGAGGCCAACGCGUCUGACCAGGAAGUGAAUAAAAAUGCACAGGAAGUGAUUGCUGGAACAUCAGGGCUGGGACCGGAAGUGGAGGUAAACGCACAGAAAACGGAUAUGGGCACCCAGGAAGCUGCGCCGUCGAGCACGCUUUUGCAGGAACAGGAUGCGACAUCAAGUGAACAGGAAGCAGCAAGUGAGCACAUGCGUGUCUAUGUCGAUGAGAUCAACUGGAAGCGCUACGUGCCUCCUCUCCCAGUGCAUAAGGAGUUUGGGACUGGAUGGGCCCUGACUAGUGACAUCCUCAUCAGCCUACCGCUCUCCCUCCUCAUCCAGAUCAUCCACAUCAGCUACAAGGUUGACGGUCUGGAGGAGUAUGUGAACGACCCGGUGAAGAAGCACUACCUGGUCAGAUUCCUGCCCUCGGCCAUGAAGAGACAGCUGCUCUUCAAACGGAAGUAUGUGUUCAGCUUCUAUGAGAGUUUAGAUCGACUCUGCAGCAUGGGCCUGAUGCAGUUCGGCCCCAUGGAGAAGUUUCAGGAGAAAGAUCAGAUGUUUGUGUACAUGAAGCGUUACGCCACCAUCACCGACACCACCACGUGCGAGCCCCACUAUAACCUGGCGAAGAGUCCUCGGCCCUUCGAGCGUCGCCGCUACCACUUCCUCGCCGCGCAGGACGUGGACAGCUAUUGGUUCGACCUGCUGUGCGUGUGCCUCAACACACCGCUAGGUCUGAUUCGUCUCCACGCUACGGAGGGGGAGAACGGAGUGGAGAGAGAGAAGCCAGACCCGCACAAAUACCCACGGAUUCGCCAUACACUUCCUCGGAGCCGUCACGUCGUAGACGAUGGCGUUACCCCUGGUGACGGUCUCGGGGCGGGUGGUCUGGACUCUGAGUUUUACGCCCACUUGAAGAGGAACUGGAUCUGGAACUGUCAUUUGAUCGACAAGACCGCAAAGGAUACUCCAAUUACCCUUCAAACCAGCCCCAGUGUGAGGUUACGCAACCUUCUGAACAAACACCUGCUCUCCAAGAAUGUCAUUGCAGUGAGUGACAAGAGCAGCCCCAAUCACGCCAAGCUGCUGCUGCCCAAGGUGGUGGAGGAGGAGGUGCAGACGGCCCUGGAGCCCAACACCCGCAAGCAGCAGAACCGCGGCGGGCGCCAGCAGAAGCGCAAGCGCGUCCGCAAACCACAGACCGCCAAGAAGAAGAAGGAGAAGAAGGAGAAGCCCAAAAAACCGAUGGUGCGUCAGUUCCUGGACAAGACGGACCGUGAUGCGCUGCUGAGGAUGACCCGUAAGCGCGUGGCCUGGAGUCAGCAGGAGGACAGUCUGCUCAUGCUCUGUAGAGUGGCCUGCCACUUCCUCAACCGCAAGAUCAAGAAGGCGUUUGUGCCAUGGCAGGUGGUGAGGGAUCUGUUGCACGCUGAGUUUGAGGCAUCUCUGGAUAAGACCUCUCACGCAGUGGGCCGACGCGCACGCUACAUCAUGAAGAACCCACAGACCUACCUCAACUUCAAGAUCUGUCUGGCUGAGGUGUAUCAGGACAAACUUCUCGUGGCCGAGUUCAACAACAGAACGGGGGACUAUAACAACCCACAGGUGUGCACUGAGGAAUUUAAGGAGUUUGUGGCAGUGUUAAGGAGGAAGUUCAGCAAAGCACCUGGGUGCAGGAUUGAAAUCCCAGACACAAAGCAGGAGCUCUUCCAAAGGUUUAAGGUGUAUGCCAUUGGGGAUGACUGCCCCACGGACUCCAAGGAUGUGCUUAAAAGUGAAGAGGACAUCCAUUCUCUCGUCCUGAAUAACCUGAUUCAGAGCACACUGGCGGUGUCUAACCAUCAAGUGAAGACCAGGCUGUCUUUCCAGACAUUCCACCUGUACAGCCGGUACAAGCACGAGGUCCUGUACGAGGCGUUCCUGAAGUGCCAACGGAACGGCCUGGUGAACCGCCGCAGGAAUGAGCAGCGCUACGGUGUGAAGAAGGACCGCUCCCUCCCCAUCAUGCCCAUGUCCUAUCAGCUCUCGCAGAGCUACUACAAAGUAUUCACAUGGCGCUUCCCUGCCGCCAUGUUCACUGAGGGCUAUGACCACUUGGAGAAACUAAUCGAGGCCGGAGGGGUGGACCAGCCGAGCGCUAUCUACGUGCAGCCCAAAGAGAGCGAGCAAGAGAAGGAGAGGGCCGGAGUGGAGGAGGUGGCGGAGGUGAAGAAAAGAGCAGAGGAGGAGAAGGACAAAAAGACGGAGACGGAGAUGGAGACUGAGACGGAGACGGAAGGCGCUGACCCCCCUGCGGACACUCAGGAGAAGGCGCCCUCGGAGACCCCAGGAGAGGCGAGCUUGACCCCGGCGCCAGAGUCGGGGUCAGGGACACCUAAGCAGCCGCCUGCCGAAGCCCCUGGCCAGCUGGACGCGCUGUUGUCGGCAGAGAACCUGGAGGGCAUGGUGCUGUUCCCGCUGGACGCACCAGGGGGCGCCUGCAUGGCCUGUAUGAGCCUCAUCACGCUGGGCCUGCUCUCUGUGGACGUGUCCAUCCCCGAGCAGAUCGUGGUGGUAGACAGCAACAUGCUGGAUAGUGAGGUGGUCAAGAGGCUGGCCAAAGAGGUGGAGGAGGAGGAUGAGCUGGAUGAAGAGGAGGAAGCUGGUCAGACGUUGCCACUGAGGAAGAGGGUUGAGGUGAAGGCGUCCCAGGCCUCCCACACUAACUACCUGCUGAUGAGGGGCUACUGCAUGCCAGGCGUCCUCAGCAGCAGGCUGAAGGUCACCUCCGUGGACAGCGUAGUGGUCAACGCCUGCACCGUCCACGUACGGCUCCGGAAAACGCCUGCACACACACUCUUCAAGGAGAGGGAUUCGCCCAUCCUGUCGGGCUUCCUGAAGUCAGGCUUGCGUGACGUCCCUGAGCGCUUCACCCGUGUGUUCCGCAAGGAGGGUUCGGCCGCGCUGGCGCUGUCCCGGCGCUUGGAGACCGAGCUGGGCUACGGCCCCGCCGACGUGAGCGCCGCCCUGGAGGUGUGGUGGUACGUGGACGAGGCCCAGAGCUACGGCGUGGACCGCCGAGACCUGCUCAGCCACUUCAGCCACAUGGUGCAGCCGGAAGAGGAGCGCAAGGGAGGACUACAGCAGUACCUAGAGGACCUGGUGUCACUGCAGGAGCUGGUGGAGGCGGGUGGAUGUGCGGUGCGCCUGGUGUCGCGGCGUCUGGCGCGCCCCUGGCUGCUGCACUCGGUGUGCGUGCUGCCCCAGCCCGGCCAGGCGUCCGCCCACGCGCUCCACGCCCUGCGAGCCCUGCGCCUGCCCGAGUGGCGCCAGCAGCAGCGGCAGAUCGAGCGCGACAAGGAGCGCCAGCGCCUCCGGGAGAAGGAGCAGAAGCAGCACCAGCGACACCUCCUCCGCAAGAGGGCCCUGGAGGAGCAGGAAGAGGAGCAGGAGAAGGAGAAGGAUGGAGAUGAAGAUGGAGGAGGAGGAGGAGUAGGGGCAGAGGAGCCGCUGGUGAAGGAGAAGGGUGAAGAUGAAGAUGGAGGAGGAGGAGGAGGAGUAGGGGCAGAGGAGCAGCUGGUGAAGGAGAAGGAUGGAGAUGGAGGAGGAGGAGGAGGAGGAGGAGUAGGGGCAGAGGAGCCGCUGGUGAAGGAGAAGGAUGGAGAUAAAGAUGGAGGAGGAGGAGGAGUAGGGGCAGAGGAGCCGCUGGUGAAGGAGAAGGAUGGAGAUGGAGGAGGAGAAGGAGGAGGAGGAGUAGGGGCAGAGGAGCAGCUGGUGAAGGAGAAGGGUGGAGGAGGAGCAGGCGGGAAGGAGAUGGAGGAGGCGCUUGGGGAGGGUAGCGGGGGAGAGAGGAGGAGCAGGAAAGCGGAGGAGGAGAAAGUAGGUCCGCCACCGAGGAAGAGGAUGGCAAAAGAGACGGGGGUGAAGAUCAGCUGGUUGAAGGCCCUAGGGAUGGAGGCGAGCGCUGGCGUCUCUAUGGAAACGGAGAUGCUGGAGGAUGCUGGGAAAAGGGAAGGAGGUGGUGAGCAGGAGAAGGCGGCGGAGGUGGGAACUACGGAUGGUGCAUCAUCAACGAGCGUCGGCGACAAACAACAGACAGAGCUUGAAGAUGCUGCUGGCUGUCUGUCCCCUUCAGAUGAACAGUCCAUUGACCACAUCAGCUUCCUGAGUCGCCCGUGGCGUGCGGUGGACGGCUCGGUGAACCGCUCGGUGUGUAAGGGCCUGCUGGAGGGGCUACUGCACCACGUCAUGAGCCGGCCCGGCAUCACCGAGCCCCAGCUCAUCCAGCACUACACGCGCGUGCUGCAGCCCGUCACCGUCAUCGACCUCAUGCAGACGCUGGUGGAGCUAGGUUGUGUCCAGAGGCGCUACCUGCUCCCGGCAAGUCGCGCCUCGCUCUUCUCUGCCCCGCGGUACGCGGAGGUGUGCGGGGAGGAGGUGGCGGCGUGCGUGGGCUACACGCCGUUCUACGAGCCCACGGUGGAGGCCGGGCUCCUGAUGUCCAAGGCCUUCCCCCACGAGAAGAACUGGAACCACUGGUCAGCCAUGCAGAACCAGUACCUCAAGCAGCAGCCGAAACCCCAGGAGGGAGGGGGCGCCACUGUGGCCGAGGGUGAGGGUGAGGGUGUGGCCGAGGGUGAGGGUGAGGGUGUGGCCGAGGGUGAGGCCUAGGGUGGCCGUGUGUGUGUGUGUGUGUGUGUGUGUGUGGCUUCACCUAGGGUGGCCGAGGGUGUGUGUGUGGCUUCAUGCAGGCCAAAGCCCACAGCUGUGAUCGGAAUUAGUUCUGCAAAGUGUGCAGUACUUAAAGGAGAGAGAGAGAGAGAGACGGAGACCUAUUCUCUUUCUCCCUCAAGCUGAAUGUAAUAUUUGUAACAUAUUUGUGAAACGUUCUGUUCUGUUCUUCUUUUAUUUGUUGGUUGCGAAACUAAUAAAAUGUUUGAAAUGUU
Molecule: messenger RNA, 7783 nt
Organism: Alosa sapidissima (American shad)
Lineage: Eukaryota; Metazoa; Chordata; Actinopteri; Clupeiformes; Clupeidae
Product: general transcription factor 3C polypeptide 1
Exons: 39
Coding region: 156-7508 (2450 amino acids)
Biological process (GO): transcription initiation at RNA polymerase III promoter; 5S class rRNA transcription by RNA polymerase III
Cellular component (GO): transcription factor TFIIIC complex
Molecular function (GO): DNA binding
Source: RefSeq, a predicted model, not a curated record